Drosophila sulfurigaster albostrigata is the source of this 597-nucleotide messenger RNA. RefSeq lists its product as uncharacterized. The coding region runs from base 97 to 597 and encodes 166 amino acids. The record is from RefSeq and is a predicted model, not a curated record. Lineage: Eukaryota; Metazoa; Arthropoda; Insecta; Diptera; Drosophilidae. The transcript is spliced from 4 exons.
CGGAAUAGUGCUGUAUGUUCUACUAAACAACAAGUUCUGCACAAGUGAUUUAUAAAGUUAAAAGUUUAUAAAGUGAGAGUAAACAAAAUAUUAAAAAUGCCACCUAAAUUGAUGUCCACCAAAUCCAACUAUGGAUAUAAGGAUGCUGUACAGGAGGCACUUUCCGAGGGACUUUCGACGUUGGAUUACCAAAUAUUGUUGGACAAACUGAAUGCCAAUCAGAAGCGAGUGGUUCCAUUUGGCAACACUAGCAAAACUCGUUAUACCUUGCUAAAGUGCUUCCAACGUUUCCAGGCAAAAUCCAAUGAUGUCACUGAUGGAGUCUAUGAGUCUACUGACAUUUCCAUUGAGCCGGCAGACGAAACAUUGAUAGAAGCCAAUUUGAAAUGUUUUCGAAAAGAGUGCCACAGUGGAAAUGAAAGUUUGAAUCGAUCGGUCCUCCUAGUUGACAAUUUGAAUAGCCCACGUGCAAUGUUUUCAAAAUGCAAUUAUGAGGACUGUAAAUUUAAGGUGAUCGAUUUUAAAAAUAUAUAUUCAUUAUUAACUAACCAUUUCUCUGCUUCAAAAACAAUGCGCGCCUUCUCAGACAAAGUCUAG